This is a messenger RNA of Molossus molossus (Pallas's mastiff bat), 186 nucleotides long. RefSeq names its product small EDRK-rich factor 1-like. The transcript has a single exon. The record is from RefSeq and is a predicted model, not a curated record. Bases 1 to 186 code for a protein of 61 amino acids. Lineage: Eukaryota; Metazoa; Chordata; Mammalia; Chiroptera; Molossidae.
AUGGCCUAUGGAAAUCAACCAGAACUUGCCGGCCCUAGAAACAUGAAGAAAUUCCAGGAAAUUAGCAAGGGAAAAAGAAAAGAGGAUAGCUUGACUGCCUCUCAGAGAAAACAGAGGGACUCUGAGAUCAUGCAACAAACACAGAAAGCAGCUAGUGAGAAGUCUAUGCAGGCAAGAGAAAAAUGA